Molecule: messenger RNA, 390 nt
Organism: Trypanosoma theileri
Lineage: Eukaryota; Euglenozoa; Kinetoplastea; Trypanosomatida; Trypanosomatidae
Exons: 1
Coding region: 1-390 (129 amino acids)
Biological process (GO): late endosome to vacuole transport via multivesicular body sorting pathway
Cellular component (GO): endosome
Source: RefSeq, a predicted model, not a curated record
AUGAGUACAUUACGGGCGUUAGUGUUUGCAGCUGCCCUUCUUGUACUGUCGGUACUCUUUGCCAUUCUUGCCUGUACUGUUGUAGUGGACCGCAAUGCCCGGCCGCUGCUGCCGCUGAUGUUUUCACUUCUCACACCACUCCCAUUGGUGUUGUGCGGCCGCUCACACGGGAGUUUUGUUGAGGAGAGUCUUCUGGACGUUGUUGGGCUUUUCCUCGGCGGGGCUCUCGCGGUGGCGGGACCGGCUCUCAGCUGUGUAUUGUACCACACCGGCAGUAUUGUGUUUGGGGCGUUUAUUUUGUCCAUCGCCUCCGAGGCGUUUCUCGCAGCGACGGCAUGUGUACUUGUGUUUGCCUCGCCCUCUGAAUCCAGCGAUGAAUAUGAUCUUUAA